AUGAUAAUAAGGGAACCGGUGGAUGAAAACGGAAGGAAAAAGAAGGAGACUCACCAAAUCAGAAUAACAUUCCUACUGAUAAGGUCAAACACAAGCCACCAUGAAAACAAACGCAUCUUAUCCCACAUCCUAGAAGUCGAUACAUUAAACCACAACCUUGAUUCCAAAUCAGGGAAGCUCUACACAACACGAGCCAUCACCAUUCAUGCUCCUGGCCCAUGGUUUCUUCGCAAGAUUGUUGGUCAAGAUAUCUGCCAUUGUGUUGAAUCAACUGUUGUUGAUGCUAAAACUCGAUCAAUGCAGCUUGCUACCAAGAACAUUAGUUUGCAGAAAUAUGUGGAAGUGGAGGAGAAGAUUAGGUAUGAUCCACACCCUGAGAAUCCAAAUGAGUGGACAAUUUGCAGGCAGGAAACAAGCAUUAGGAUAAAACCCUUGUCCACUCUGGCAUCAAUGGCAGAGAAGAUAGAACAGAAAUGUGUUGAGAAGUUUCAGCAGAAUAGUGCUAAGGGUAGGGAGGUGAUGGAAAGGAUGUGUAAGUAUCUGGAAGCUGAAUCAUCUUCCAGGGGUAUUUCUGUCUGA
This is a messenger RNA of Lactuca saligna, 579 nucleotides long. Lineage: Eukaryota; Viridiplantae; Streptophyta; Magnoliopsida; Asterales; Asteraceae. The record is from the annotation of a GenBank genome assembly.